Molecule: messenger RNA, 1553 nt
Organism: Annulohypoxylon maeteangense
Lineage: Eukaryota; Fungi; Ascomycota; Sordariomycetes; Xylariales; Hypoxylaceae
Product: eukaryotic translation initiation factor 3 subunit
Exons: 2
Coding region: 1-1533 (510 amino acids)
Biological process (GO): translational initiation
Cellular component (GO): eukaryotic translation initiation factor 3 complex; cytoplasm
Molecular function (GO): translation initiation factor activity
Source: RefSeq, a predicted model, not a curated record
AUGAGUGGAUUAAGAAAUGGCUCAGCGCCUGUGCGCUCCAUGGAGGAUGAUAGUGAUGUUGAGGAGGAAGCCCUUGUGGCAGACUACCGCGAGCAGGUACAAUAUGAAGAUGGUAUGGAGGAGCUAGAACAGGUGAACUCCAUGACGAUGGCUCAACAGACCGACGACAUCCAGUCCAGACUUGUCGCCGCUGCCCAACCCCUAGACUUCUCUGCUCCCCUCGAAGUCAAGUUCCAGAGCUACGAUUCCUACUGCAAUCUAUUCCAUUUUAUCCUCAACUCCGAUGGCCCUGUCGAUCUGGAGCCUCCCUCGCACUACUGGGCUUGGGACGUUAUCGACGAGUUCAUUUACCAAUUCAACUCUUUCUCCUCUUACCGUCUAAGAAUUGCGAGACAAGCGAGAGAUAACGAGGAAGAGCGACAGAUUCUACGGGAGAACCCCAACACUUGGGGCUGUUAUAGCGUUCUAAACGUGCUGUAUUCCUUAAUACAGCGAUCCCAGAUUACCGAGCAGCUGGCCGCCAUGAAGCGCAACGAGGAUCCCGCAGCCGUUGCUGGAGAAUACGGUUCUAAAACACUGUACCGCAUGCUCGGUUACUUCUCCAUCAUUGGAUUACUGCGCGUCCACUGCCUUCUUGGCGACUUCAGUCUCGCGCUUAAGACGCUCGAUGACAUUGAGCUAAACAAGAAGGCCAUGUUCGCGCGUGUCAUGGCCGCCCACUUUACAACCUACUAUUACGUAGGUUUCUCUUACAUGAUGAUGCACCGAUAUGCCGAUGCCAUCCGCAUGUUCAGCCACAUUCUUGUCUACGUAUCACGUACCAAGAACUUCCAGAAGAACGCCCAGUACGAUUCUAUUACCAAGAAGAACGACCAGAUGUAUGCUCUGAUCGCCAUCUGUGUGGCUUUCCAGCCAACCCGUCUGGAUGACACCAUUCACACCGCUCUGAGGGAGAAGUACGGUGACCAGCUCCUUAAGCUGCAACGUGGCGGACCUGAAUCGCUACCUAUCUUCGAGGAGUUGUUCAAGGCUGCUUGCCCCAAGUUCAUCUCUCCUGUCCCCCCUGACUUCGAAAACCCCGAGGCCAACGUGGACCCUAUCGACCACCACCUCUCCAUCUUCAUGGACGAGGUCAAGACAAACAUGUGGAACCCUACCGUCAAGUCCUACCUGCGCCUCUACACAACCAUGGAUCUUAAGAAGCUCGCUGGUUUCCUAGAGGUGCAACCAGAGGAACUACGGUCUUGGCUCCUGGUCAACAAGCAGCGCACCAAGCAGCUACGGUGGUCCGACCACGCCCUACUGGAAGGCGAAUGGGUCAACGUCAGCGACCUAGACUACGCCAUGCAAGGAGUAUGUAUUUCCCUUUUUGAUAUUCUUGAUACAGGUCAAGCUUUGUGUGCGACUAUGGAGAUUCAGGUGUACGACGGUGCUAACGGACGCUCGCAGGACCUAAUUCACAUCUCAGAAGCCAAGGUAGGACGCAAACUGGUGGACUGGUACCUCCGCAACUUGUCACGGACGUACAACUAAGUAUGUAUGUAUGUCGAGAC